UUACAUAAUGGGUAUGCAAGGCAGGGUAUCAAUAGGGAAGUGUAGAUUUCUUGUGUUCUCGUGAGAAUGAAGACCGGAUCAAUUUAAUGCUAAGCGACAUCCUUUUUACAUAGAAGCGUUGAAUGAAGUUGACAGAAAGGAAAUUUAAUACGUAAAGGAAAUUUAAAGUCCCUUUGCCUCAUACAGAUAUCGAGCUUAUAUAGUAAACGUAUUCAUUCAUAAAUCAGUGCGUAUUACGUCUAACUUUACGGAGUAAACUUACUACAAGAAUACAUCAUGGCGAAGGAUAGAAGAGCGAGCGAUAUUUAUAUUCCUGGUUUUGGUCAGAAUGUAGCCACUAAAAAAGAUAUUUCUAUAAUUCACAAAAGAUUGAAGAUACAGAGUGUCGUCAUCAUCAUUCUUGUUCUGCUCUUGCUGUUGUUUAUCAUUGUUUACCUCCUCGGUGUUCCAAUAACUCCCUAUCAAACUGGAACAUCAAGCCUAUUCAAAUCUGAACAAGAUGGGAUUGGUUCCGAUAUAAUGAAGAGAAUCGAACAUCUUGAAAAGGAUUUAAAAGCGAAUAAGGAUUCCCUGGAAUUAGAGAAAAACCUCACUACCAAGCUGCAAACUAAAAUUUUCGUUUUGGAAGCUAGGUUAAUCAAUGCCGAGAAAUUCGGGAAAACCAAAAAUCUUAUCGAGAAAAGACUAAGCAGGGAAGAAAAUAAACAUCAGGCUUUGAUCGAUUCAGUAUUAAACGAAAACGUCAACCUCACUUCCAGAAUAUCAACUGUGGAGUCGAGAUUAGAAGGAGUAGCGGGCGAAGCAACUUCUGCAAAAUCCCAAGUAUCACAGGUCGACCAAAAGGUCACACUUCUCAACGAUUUUGUUGCUAACAAUAUAACAAUAAAAAUAGAAUCCGCCAAAAACCAUUCAUCCAAAAACGCUGUUAUUGUGAAACGAUUACAAAGGUGACUCGAAGGGAAUUUCU
Ciona intestinalis (vase tunicate) is the source of this 967-nucleotide messenger RNA. RefSeq lists its product as uncharacterized. The record is from RefSeq and is a predicted model, not a curated record. Lineage: Eukaryota; Metazoa; Chordata; Ascidiacea; Phlebobranchia; Cionidae.